UAGAAAGACGCGUCGUGUGUUUACGUUAGGCAUUCACGUGUAGCUGUUCGGUCGAGUCGCAUCGUGUAUACUCAAGUGUAUUCUGGUGUUUCGCGAAAGUCAGAGGUGAUUGAGGCCAGUUCGAGCUAAUUAAAUUCAGCAUUUGGCUGGAUAUCAGGACGUCAAUAUGUCUCACAUUGAAACCUGGAAGGAUCAGCAACAAAAUGAACUGGCAGUCUUGAAGUCUAUUUUUGGUGACGAGUUGCGCGACUUACGGAAGAACAAAAAUAAGAAAAGAUGGCAAUCCCUGGAUAUAGUCAUUACCUUGACGCCGCAAAGGGGUAUGUCAGGGCCGGCACAGAUUCAUGCGCAGGUAGACUUGCACGUUACAUGUGGCGACAAGUAUCCUGACGAAAUACCUUCUAUCGAACUGCAAAAUAGCAAGGGAUUAUCACAUGAACAAGUUGCAGUCUUAUCCUCAGAGCUGGAAAAUUCGGCGAGGAACUUGAAAGGCGAAGUUAUGAUCUUUGAACUCAGUCAGCAUGUUGAGAAAUACUUACACGAACACAAUAAGCCAGGUUACAGUAGUUUCUAUGAGGAAAUGGUGUCGAGACGUCUGGAGAAGAUACAAUGUGAGAUGCAAGAGAAGCAGGAGAAGCAGAUGAAGGAGGAUAAAGAAAAACAGGUGCUACAAGACGCCAUACAGAAACGUCAGGAAGCCCUGAAAGCUGAGAUGCGUAAUCGGAAAGACACAGCUCUAUCCACAGACUCUGACUCUGCCCUUAGAUCGAUACCGUCGUCUCCGCACAAUCGAAGGAAAAAUCACGUUAAACGUCAACACGACAGUACGUCGGAAAGUUCCGAGGGGUCGCAGUGCGAGCACAGAGGCAUCAAGCUUCUCCAUUUCGACAGUAACAAGGGCGAGAGACAAGUGCAUCGAGGAAAGUGUUUGGGUCACAGUACGAAGGGUUCCAUAGUAUACGCCGGUGUGGACAUGAACACCGGGGAAUUAUUGGCUGUUACGGAAUGGACGUUGAAGUGCACAGUGGCACAGAACGAUAACUCUACUCAGGAAGCUAUCAAUAUACAUCACGCGAUGAAACAAAUUGCUAGCCUGGAACAAGAACUUAAUCACCUGUACAAACUGCAUCACCCGAAUCUCGUGCAUUAUUUAAAUAUGAAAUAUUUACAGAACAACAAUAAUUUAGACAUUUAUAUACUUCAAGAAUUUGUGGUUGGAACCACGUGCUCGUUCUUCCUGACAGAAAACAUUCCAGUUGACAUCGACAUGCUGAGGCACUUGGCAACCGGUGUUCUCGAAGCUUUACAGUAUCUUCACAAGAACGACGUGGUGCACAAAGACUUGCGCGACACCAGCGUUUACAUAGACCGCAUAGGCAUUAUAAGAUUAUCCGAUUACUCGUUGGACAAAAGACUGUCGGACAUGUAUCACUCGAACUCUUUAGCAAAGACUGAACAUGAUUUUCCAACAAUCCAGUGCCGAGGAGGUAAAAAGGCUGAUAUAUAUAGAUAUGGAGUAUUACUGCUGUCACUGUUGAAAGGGCAAAUCAUAUCCGGCGAUGAGAUUGAUCUGACAGUGAUCCCGCAGCAUCACUUAAGAGACUUUCUAUCAAAGUGUCUUAUCGACGACGAGAGAAUGCGUUGGUCCGCGGAAGAAUUGCAGCAACACAGUUUCAUAAAAAUACCGUUAGAACGAGGUUUGUCGCCGGCAACGCCGGAUGAUGACGAGAAGGAGAACAAGCUCGAGCCGGAAGAGCCGGACAACGAUGUUCAGUUCUACCUACCGUCGAUGGGCGGGCAGUCGCGAAUACAGAAUGAAUUUGAAGUGUUAAAGUGGUUGGGGAAAGGAGCCUUCGGCGAUGUUCUCAAAGUGAAGAAUAAGUUGGACGGUGGGAUUUACGCCAUCAAACGAAUAAAAUUAAAUCCGAUGAAGAAGCUACUGAACAAGAAAAUUACGCGCGAGGUGAAACUGCUGUCUAGGAUGAAUCAUGAGAACGUAGUGCGCUACUACAAUUCAUGGAUCGAGAGUGCCACCUUGGACGACUCCACCAGGCACAGUCAUUUAACACCGGCCACUACGUCUGAAGACAGAUCUAUCACGCAGGACAAGUCAGAUAUAGUUGACCAACUGAGAAGUGAAGAAAUAGAGAAGUCCCCUCUGCCUUUGCAUAAGGUUGAAUGGAAUAUAUCGUAUGAGUCUCUGGCAAAUGUGGCUGAUAGUGAAGACGAUAGUGAAGACGAUAACAGCGACUCUUCAACCGAUUCCGAUUCCGAUAGCGAAGAUUGCUCGUUCUUAAAGCGGUCUUUACGGAGAAUCGAGUCUUCCGAUAGUAUAGUAUUUCAGAGAGACAGUAUCUCGCAAAAGUGCUCGAAGUCCAAGAUCUCGAACGACGAUGUGAAAGAUGGUGAAAACUCGAGUGAGGAUGUAACGGUGAAGGAAAUACAAUUCAUGUACAUUCAAAUGGAAUUUUGUGAGAAGAGCACGUUGAGAACUGCCAUAGAUAACGACUUGUACGAAGAUAGUGAGCGCGUCUGGAGGUUAUUCCGAGAAAUGGUGGAAGGUUUGGCGCAUAUUCACCAGCAGGGUAUGAUACACAGAGACUUGAAGCCUGUAAAUAUAUUUCUCGACAGUAACGAUAACGUCAAGAUAGGGGAUUUCGGAUUAGCCACGACUAAUAUAUUAUCGACGUUAGUUCACACUAUUGGCACUGAUAAAGAAUCACAUGUCAUUGAAAAAGGGGCGAGUUUCGACGUGGAGAGAUCUCUCACUGGAGAAGUCGGGACAGCUUUGUAUGUAGCGCCCGAACUUUCCGCGAAGACUGUCAAAGCGAAUUAUAAUCAAAAAGUAGAUAUCUACAGCUUAGGAAUUAUUUUCUUCGAAAUGACGCACAAACCUCUGACGACCGGGAUGGAGCGCGUCAAGGUUCUCUUGAACCUGCGCAUGAAAGAGAUCGUUUUCCCUACCGACAUAGUGGGAACCGACAUACCACAUCAAAUUCAUAUUAUACGUUGGCUGCUAAGUCACGACCCGAGUCAGCGACCCACCGCUCAAGAAUUACUAUCAUCCGAAUACUUGCCGCCACCUAAGCUGGAAGAAACAGAGCUGCAAGAGAUGGUGCGCCACACGUUGUCCAACAGUCAAAGUAAAGCAUACAAGUAUUUAGUGGCGUCCUGUUUCACGCAAGAAGUUACACCAGCGGAGGAUAUUACUUAUGACAUGAAUUUACCUGCUAGGGGAAUGCCAAGUGUCCUCUCCUCGAGAAAACUGUUUCUGCAGGAAAGUAUAAAGAAAAAGAUCGUUGAAAUAUUCAAGAAGCACGGCGGCCUGUGUCUCACCACUCCGUUGCUGAUGCCCAAGUCCGACCAGCACAACAGUUUCACCGAGUCCAGCGUUAAACUGAUGACGCGCACCGGUAGCAUUGUCUCCAUACCCCAUGACCUUCGCACACCCUUCGCCAGAUACAUCAUAUGGAACAAUAUAUCGCAUAUUCGGAGAUAUGCUAUCGAACGAGUGUUCAGAGAUAAGAAGGCUCGAGGCUUUCAUCCGAGGGAAUUGUACGAGUGUGCUUUCGACAUCAUCAGUCCCGUAGCCAACAACUUGAUGUCAGAAGCUGAAUUGAUCUUCAUCAUAUGGGAGAUUUGCAACGAGCUACCGCAAAUACAAGAGCGCAAUUUCGUAGUGCGCCUGAAUCACACGUCACUGUUACAAGCCGUGUUAAUGUACUGCGGCGUGGAGAAGGAUAAAUAUGAGGACAUAUAUUCGAUACUGCAGAACGCCCGUGACGGCAAGUUCUCGAAGUUUCAAGUCCAAACGCACCUGAUCAGUUUGUGCCUUACCGAUCAAGCUAUGGAGACGUUUUUCAAUUUACUCGAAACGGAGAGUUCCGUUGCAAAGAUUACCAGUGUCCUGAGGACGAUAACGAGAAGAAGAGGAGACGCCGCAGGCUUGGCUAAGGAAGGACUGAAAGAUAUAGAAACCGUGAUAUCCAAUGUAGAAAGUUUAGGCGUAAAGUGGCCUAUUACCGUUGUACCUCUAUUAACGUACAACGUGCAACAAUACAGCGGUAUGAUAUAUCAGAUAACGUGCGAGCUGAAACACAAACGGAAACGAGAUGGUCAGGAUGUCAUAGCGGCGGGUGGCCGAUACGACAAGAUGCUGAUGUCGUUCAGGAAAAUCCUGGAGCAUACCGGAAUGGCCAGUAAAGAGACGAAGCAAUACGGUGCCGGUAUCAGCAUAUCGUUGGACAAGUUGGUGUCCGCCGUGACGGAAGCGUGCGAGAAUCUGGGCGGUGAGAACAAAUGUGGCAUCGACGUGGCCGUGUGUUGCGAGGGAAGUCAGGGGAGCGGAGGACGAAGAGAGAAAGAGAUGAUCGACGUGUUACGGGAGAUCUGGUCGUUAGGGUUGAAGGUCACGAUAUUGGAUCUCUGUACCACGGAGGAGAUACUCGAGUACUGUCGGGAGAACUCGAUCAGUCAGAUAAUAUCGUUGAGAAGCGGGGAGAAGGACGCUCUGAGAUUGCAAACGUGGGAGAGGGAUAGAUUUCAGGAGAAAAAGAUCAACAUACACGACAUCGCCGAUUACCUGCAACGGCAGUCCGAGACUGCGUCGCCGAUACUGAACAGAUCCGACAGCAAAGUGAACGGAAACGACGUGUCGUCGAUAACGCCCAGUAAUCCGGUUAAUGUCAACAUCAAUUUUAUUCUCUCGGAUAAGGACAAGCUGUCCGGAAGCGGCAGGAGAAGUUUCAAGAACAGCAUACUGGCGCAAAUGUCGUCCUACUUGCAGAGAAUAUCGCAUAAAGUUUCGAUCGAGAUCUUUGCGGUCUUCCUGGAGAUGUCUGUCGUAAGGACGAUAAUCAGUUUCUUGGAGAUCGAUGAGGAGGAGCAGAUCUUCCAUAAGAGUAUUCAAAUCGUGAUAAACAAGCAUCCACGGCAUAAGAAGUACGUCAAGCAGAUAUGCGAGAGAAUGAGGGAAUUACGAAGUGAAAAGUCAAGACCUGUGGAAAUACUAUACAGCCUGACGGACAGCGGAUAUUUGACUCUGAUAUAAGAUAAUGUUACCGAAGUUUAUUUUCGUAAUGAUCGGUAAAGGAUCAGUGAUGAUGACAAUGAUACAUGAACCAGGACACGCGAUAGAUCAUAAAAAAUUAGAUGUGUAAGCACUUUUUGUACUACA
Molecule: messenger RNA, 5176 nt
Organism: Dinoponera quadriceps
Lineage: Eukaryota; Metazoa; Arthropoda; Insecta; Hymenoptera; Formicidae
Gene: Gcn2
Product: eukaryotic translation initiation factor 2-alpha kinase 4
Exons: 14
Coding region: 167-5050 (1627 amino acids)
Biological process (GO): DNA damage checkpoint signaling; regulation of translational initiation by eIF2 alpha phosphorylation
Cellular component (GO): cytosol
Molecular function (GO): protein binding; ATP binding; eukaryotic translation initiation factor 2alpha kinase activity
Source: RefSeq, a predicted model, not a curated record